Molecule: messenger RNA, 504 nt
Organism: Dictyostelium purpureum
Lineage: Eukaryota; Evosea; Eumycetozoa; Dictyosteliales; Dictyosteliaceae
Exons: 2
Source: RefSeq, a predicted model, not a curated record
GAAUAUAGAUUAUUUUUAGAAAUGCAAUCAAUUGAUAAAGAAUUUAAAAAACCAAAUAACCAUUUAAAAGAGAUACCAGCUGAACCACCAGCAACAACUAAGCAAGAAAAAAGAAACGAAUAUAAGUUAAUGAAAAAUAAAAAGCCAAAAGAUAAAAAAGUUACAUAUCAAUCAAAAAUGUCAAAUCCAGAAGAUAGAUGGGGUUAUGUUUAAACCCGAGCAUAAAUAAUAACCUUUUUUUUUUUUACUUAUAUAAUAUAUCAAUAAUCAAUAACUAAUAAUAAAAAUAAUAAAUAAACUAAUAAAAACAAUAGAAAUAAAAACAACCAUAGAAAUAAUAACAAUAACAGUAAUUAUAAAACCCUCUGUACUAUAGAUCCAACACACAUAUCGAUAAUUAAUCUUUGUAUAUAACCAAUUUUAAAUAUCAAAAUAAUAACUAAACUUUAAACCAACGCGAAAUUUACAAUAAACUUUUAAUAAUAUUACAUAUUUAUAUAAUAC